CUAGGGCUAGGUCUCUCUUGGCUAGGGCAUUGGUUCUUGGCUCCUCCGGCGCCAUGGCUUCGUCGCUGAUCCGGGAUCUCGGGAGGAAGCUGGCUCCGCGCAUUGCAUCGGCGGCGGCGGGGUCGACGUCGUCCUUCCACACCUGCUCCUCCGGUCUCUCUCGGGGCGCGGCGUGGAGCGCGAGCAAUGCGAUGGCGAACUGGGAUUGGGAGAAGCAAGAGAAAUCCUCCUGGGGCAGCUGCGCCACUCCCUGGAGCUAUUCCACCACACGAGGCUGCGCACUGACGCGAGGGAGCGAGGCGCUGACGCGAGGAGGCGAGGACUCAUCGCCCUUCCUCACGGCGCUGCGCAACCCCACCGCCAACAUUGUCUACGACGAGAGCGUGGUGGAACGCUACCCGCCCGGCGACCCCGACCGAGCGGCCUACAUCUACUUCGUCGCCACGGGCACCCGGUUCGUCUACGCGGCGGCCAUCCGCGUGUUCAUCCUGCGCCUCAUCAUGACCAUGUCCGCCAGCGCCGACGUGAUGGCGCUCUCGAGCCUGGAGGUGGAUCUCAGCAACAUCAUCGAGGGCUCCACGAUCACGGUCAAGUGGCGAGGCAAGCCGGUGUUCAUCCGGCGCAGGACCCCGGACGAGGUGGCCACCGCCAACAGCGUUCCCGUGAACUCUCUCCGCGACCCUCAGCAGGACGCGGAGCGAGUGGUGAAUCCCGAGUGGCUCAUCGUGAUCGGGGUGUGCACGCAUCUGGGAUGCGUGCCGCUGCCAAACGCGGGGGAUUACGGAGGCUGGUUUUGUCCCUGCCAUGGAUCGCACUACGACGUGUCUGGGCGAGUGCGCAAGGGGCCAGCGCCGCUCAACCUCGAGGUGCCCGAGUAUAAGUUCAUCUCGGACACGACUGUGUUGAUAGGGUAGAGAGGGAAGAGGCGAGCACCAGAAUCUCCAAGGCAAGAAGAAGAGACCCCAUUUUUCUCUAAGAACUUUGCUAUGUUGACGAAGAAGAAGAUGAGCUGAGCAGCGGCUGCCUGGCAUCUUGUUGGUUUUCUUUCCAACCAGAGAAUAAGAGUGAGAUUGUAAACUUGUAGCUUGUGUCAUAAAAAAGUCACUGGAUCUAAGUUCAUAUAAACCAAAGUUAAUAAGUGUAAAACUACAUUAAAUGAGCAUUAAACUACAUUAAACUA
Messenger RNA from Selaginella moellendorffii, 1180 nucleotides. RefSeq names its product cytochrome b-c1 complex subunit Rieske-4, mitochondrial. Gene Ontology annotation, cellular component: membrane. Gene Ontology annotation, molecular function: quinol-cytochrome-c reductase activity; 2 iron, 2 sulfur cluster binding. Lineage: Eukaryota; Viridiplantae; Streptophyta; Lycopodiopsida; Selaginellales; Selaginellaceae. The coding region runs from base 54 to 914 and encodes 286 amino acids. The transcript has 2 exons. Gene Ontology annotation, biological process: mitochondrial electron transport, ubiquinol to cytochrome c. The record is from RefSeq and is a predicted model, not a curated record.